AAUGCUAACUUUUCUUUUAUGGCAAUUUGAUCCCGAUUUCAGAAGACAGGUUAAAGGGCCAUUCCUGUAGUGAGUGGAGCGGACCCCCCAUCUCCAUGCAUGGGACCUGUGAUAUUAACACCGCAGAUGAGCCAUCCUUGUUGGAUAUUAUUAUUCAUCUAAGACAAACACAAAAUCUUCUUUACGAUUCGCUUCCAUUUUUCCACGCAGACUUUGGACACUUUCCAGCAGCUUCUUUAGGAUAGAGGCGGUGUUUCCCUCCCCUCCAGAAAUAUCAUAGCAUUGUUGAAAAGAAGCUGAUAAUGAAAUUGAAAAAGAGCUCCAACUACCAGUGAAAAAGAUCGCUUUCCUCACUCUCUGGAAAGAAUCCAUAUUUCAAGAUACUUCUUGUUCAACAAGCAACAAGAUAAGAUUUUUCUUCCUCUCUCUCUCUCUCUCUCUCUCUCUCUCUCUUUUCCACUUUGCGCUACUUUAAAGCCAAAUUCAUAUUUAACCACCAAAUAUUAAUUACAAAGAAAAAAUAAAGGGACACUUUUUUUUCUUCUUCUUGUUCAUUCUAUGACGAGAAAUAGAGCCUAUCCAGAAAACAGAGCAGGAAAGAAAUGAAUGGUUCUCCACCAAGAGAUAUUUCAUAUAAAGAAGAAGAAGAAGAAGAAGAAAAGAAGCAGCAGAUGGACCAUAGCAUGACGACCCAAAAGCGCCUUUGCGAUUAUUGUAACGACUCCACAGCCCUACUAUACUGCCGAGCUGACUCUGCCAAGCUCUGCUUCUCUUGUGACCAAGAAGUUCAUUCUGCAAACCAGCUCUUCACCAAACAUGCUCGCUCACAGCUCUGUGAUGUCUGUGACGACUCUCCUGCUUCGAUUUUUUGCUCCACUGAAAGCUGUGUUUUGUGCCAGAACUGUGACUGGGAAAGGCAUAGCAUUUCUUUAUCUCCUGUGCAUGAUAGGAGGCCUCUCGAGGAGUUCACUGGUUGUCCUUCUUUGACUGAAUUGCUGACCAUUUUUGGGUUUGAGGAUGUGAGCAAGAAAGCUCUGCUUUUGAGUGAGGAAAGUGGAGUUGCUGAUGGUUUUGUGGAAUCUGGGCUUGACGGUUCGCAGGAUUUUGUUGAUGGGUUUUCAGAUUUGGUUCUUUGGAACACUCCCUCUGUGGUUAGUCUUGAUGAUUUAGUUGCUUCAAAUUCGGCUCACAGCUUUCAGGCUAUGGGAAUUCCUCCUCUACCUAAGAAUCGUAAUGCUGCUUGUGGACAACACAAGGCAGAAGUACUUAAUCAGCUUCGAAAACUGGCAAAGAUGGAACCCAACUUGAGUUACGAAAAUGUGACGGAUUUUCAGCCUCUGGUGUCUGAACAAAAUUUGCAGCCGGGGAGUGUGUGUACAGGUUUUGAAUAUGAUGCAGAGCCAAAUUUAUUUCCUCGAUAUGAGACACGUCAAUAUCAGCCGUGCACUGGUAAUGGUGACACUGCAGUUGAAGAGUUUAAUCCUGAAACAUCAUUAAGGAGCUUUGUUCAGGAAAGUCAUAAUGAUUGUGACAAACAUUCAGAUACCAGUGACACUGUGUAUCAUAUCAGUGAUGGUCAUAUUGGAAAUUCACAAAAUCAUACGGGUUCCAAAUUCUUGCCAGAUUACCUGAAAGUUGCUCCACAUGAGCUAAGAACCCAGGAUAGGGAGACUGCAAUCUCACGAUACAAGGAGAAAAAGAAAACAAGGAGGUAUGAGAAGCACAUCAGGUAUCAAUCAAGGAAGGCUCGGGCAGAAAGCAGGAUAAGGAUUAAGGGACGUUUUGCUAAGGCUGAUCCAUGAAAUUCCGGUUUGACAAGAAAAUGGGGUUAAAAGAAGGACAAGGAUUGGGAGUAUUUUCUAGCUAGGGUCAUCAAAACAAGGGUAUGCAGCCAUGACAUACAUAUCUACUUUGUGUAGAUAGUUACAGAGUUCUAUUUUAAGAGAUUUGUUUUUUGCUUCCAUAAUUAUUUAUUGAGUACUGUAACAGCUUUUGUAGCUAAAAGUAUGCAUAUUACAUGGAUUGAAUCAUUCAGAAAAAUGUUACAGUGAAUAGGCUUAUUACAAUACAAUGGUUUUCUGUAUAUAUUAUUAUCAAAGUUAAUAUCCAUAUAAACCCUUAAUA
This is a messenger RNA of Ziziphus jujuba (common jujube), 2124 nucleotides long. Its product is annotated as zinc finger protein CONSTANS-LIKE 13. The coding region runs from base 603 to 1802 and encodes 399 amino acids. Lineage: Eukaryota; Viridiplantae; Streptophyta; Magnoliopsida; Rosales; Rhamnaceae. The transcript is spliced from 6 exons. The record is from RefSeq and is a predicted model, not a curated record. Gene Ontology annotation, molecular function: protein binding; zinc ion binding.